ACCGCCCACGUUCCUCCCAACACCUCCCCCACACAUAUAUUCACUCACCAACGAAUCCCUCUCAUCACACUCUCUUAUUAUAUCACACCUCUCUCAAUUCUCAACCCCAUUAUUCCACAUCCAAAUUAUUAAUCAAUCAUUAAAUAAAUAUUUAAUGUUCCCACAAACACACCAGAGUUUUAACAUCAGCCGAGCCGGCCUUCACCCAAUGUUGCAACAUCACCACCACCACCACUCAAUGGAACAACAACAACAGCAACAACAACGUUCGAGGUGGAAACCAAGCGUCGAGGUGGCACCCAAUUGCCCUCGCUGCGCUUCCACUAACACCAAAUUCUGCUACUACAACAACUACAGCUUGUCGCAGCCCAGGUACUUCUGCAAAGGCUGCAGACGCUACUGGACCAAAGGCGGCUCUCUCCGCAACGUCCCCGUCGGCGGUGGCUGCCGCAAAAACCGCCGCUCACGCCACCACCAAAGCCACCGCCUUUCCGCCAAUGACUCUGCCUCCGACGACAGAGAGUCGUCAUCAUUAGGCGAUGCCCAUGAAAAUAGCAACAACAAUCACGGGUCACGUGACAUAGACAUGGCCCUUGUGUUUGCCAAAUUCUUGAACCCAAAACCAACCCAGGAUAACAACAACAAUGCCUCAUCCUCCACUUCCAACAAUUACCUAACACCGGAAAGUGUAGAAACCGAGAACGAUGCAGUGGUGGAUCAGAAUAAGCCCAUUUUAUCAGAUCCUGCUAUCUCUGAGAAUUUUGGAGGAGAGGAAUUGAGUUGCUUGAGUGGGAUUGAUGAGUUGGAGAUGGAGAGGUUUUUGGGUGUGUGUGGUGAUGAAGAUGGUCUUUGGUCUGAUGCUACAAUCUCCUCUUGGCAGUCACAUGCAAAGGAAAUUCAAUUCCAGGAGUUGGAGUUGGAAUAUUCCAUGGAUGAUGCUCAAUUAUUACCCUUCGCAUCUACAAUGAGUGACACUUGGAGUUCCUUUGAUCUUUCAACCAUGCAACUCUUCUCAUCAACUCCUUGAUCAAUUAAUCGGAUAUAUCUAGUUCCAUCUUCUUUCUAUUAUUUGAAACAAGAGAAGAUAGAGAGGGAGACUUAAUUAAUUGCUACUACCUCAAUUAUAUAUGUGUUGCUAAUUAAAUUAAAUAGGAUCUAUAGAAUUAAAUUAAUGUUAUAUGGAAAUUGUUUAUGUUUAGAGGAUGUAGAAUAAAGUUGUAUUUCGGCUGCCAUGGAAAUGCAGUCGAACAAGUAUACUCUCGGAUCUGGAAUUGUGUUCAGUUCACACAGCCAAUCUGUACCUUUUGGAAUAUAUAUAUAAAUAAAUACUAUAAAUUUUAAUAUUUUGUA
Molecule: messenger RNA, 1350 nt
Organism: Cajanus cajan (pigeon pea)
Lineage: Eukaryota; Viridiplantae; Streptophyta; Magnoliopsida; Fabales; Fabaceae
Product: Dof-type zinc finger DNA-binding family protein
Biological process (GO): regulation of DNA-templated transcription
Molecular function (GO): DNA binding; DNA-binding transcription factor activity
Source: RefSeq, a predicted model, not a curated record